AACUCGCUGCUUCAGGGACGUUCAUUGAUGGGCCGCGGAGGUUGGCGGAGGGGAGCUGGCGGAGGAAUGUGUGGAUCGUUGUGGAUCACGGUCAGCCAAGAUGGCGAAUCGCUGUGAGGGUUGAGGGGUAUCGCGCUCGUUCGUCGCAGGGGGUGUUCGUACACAUGACGUUCGCACAUCCGUGAAGUGGCGUAUUAUGUCCUCGUACACGUUCUCGCAGAGGCUGUUCACGCCGACGCCGCCGGAGCGCGGCAGCUUCCCGCUGGACCAUGAAGGCCGUUGCAAGAGCACCAUGAUCAGGUACAUGCGCUGCCUGGCCGAGAAUCGCAAUCAGAACACGAUGUGCCGCGACGUCGCCAAGGAGUACCUCGCCUGCCGCAUGGACCACGAUCUGAUGGCGCGCGAGGAUUGGUCCAAGCUCGGCUUCGUCGAAGAGAUCAAGGGCGUCAAGGAAACGUAACGUCGAUAUCGUCUUCGAGAAUAGAUACCCCCGUGUAUCUCGGAUAGGAGGGGUCGUCCUUAUCGUUGUUGUCGUCGUUCGUUUCGAGUCUCCUCCGGAGUGCCUGGUGCACUCUCUAGCCAAUUUCGGUGCUCUUGGAACUUUCUAUGUAAAUAGGAUGCCAUAACGAUAAUUCGGUGAUUUAGUGUGUUCAAACGAGAAUACGCACUGCCAGCCAGGUGUAACAAGGACUUCCUCUAGUGCUGUUGAGAAAAAUAAUUAACAAUAAAAACAAAGAGACCAAUAAAGAGAGAAAGAAA
This is a messenger RNA of Solenopsis invicta (red fire ant), 759 nucleotides long. RefSeq names its product cytochrome c oxidase assembly protein COX19. The record is from RefSeq and is a predicted model, not a curated record. Gene Ontology annotation, biological process: mitochondrial respiratory chain complex IV assembly. Bases 197 to 460 code for a protein of 87 amino acids. Lineage: Eukaryota; Metazoa; Arthropoda; Insecta; Hymenoptera; Formicidae. Gene Ontology annotation, cellular component: mitochondrial intermembrane space. The transcript has a single exon.